AUGCCAUUGUUACUUGCUGCAGGUGCUGCUGGUUUAGCUGCCUAUGCAAUAGCUAAACAUAAGGAACGUCGUAAAUCAGAAAAUGAAUUCAUGGCAUAUGACAAUAAUGAACACGGUCCACCACAACAUGGUAAUUUAUAUUAUGGUAAUAUAGCCCCAUAUUAUCAACCUCCAUCUUAUUAUAAUUAUCACAAUGGUUUUUACUAUAAUACAAGACUACAUUAA
Rotaria sordida is the source of this 225-nucleotide messenger RNA. The record is from the annotation of a GenBank genome assembly. Lineage: Eukaryota; Metazoa; Rotifera; Eurotatoria; Philodinida; Philodinidae.